Messenger RNA from Anas platyrhynchos (mallard), 498 nucleotides. It is a transcript of the gene UQCC6, whose product is annotated as ubiquinol-cytochrome c reductase complex assembly factor 6. Gene Ontology annotation, cellular component: mitochondrion. Gene Ontology annotation, biological process: mitochondrial respiratory chain complex III assembly. Lineage: Eukaryota; Metazoa; Chordata; Aves; Anseriformes; Anatidae. The record is from RefSeq and is a predicted model, not a curated record.
UCCUCUCCUUUCCUCUCCCCGCCCCGCCGCCAUGCCCGCCGGCGUGCCCUGGCCCACCUACCUGAAGACGCUGGCGGCCAGCCUGCUGGCCAUGCUGGCGGGGGCCGAGGUGGUGCACAGGUACUACGGGCCCGACCUCAGUAUACCCGAAAUACCUCCUAAGCCUGGAGAGCUGAGAACAGAACUAUUGGGUGUGAAAGCGAGAUCGAGCAAAGCUGAAACAUCCCAGCACUGACCACACUUUACUUAUGUUAUGAGAACUGGGACUGAUAAAAGCGUUUGUUCAACUAUCUCAACUGCAGCAACCCACAUGAAAUGUUCUUUAUGCUUUUUUGUUUCACCAAAGUAGAAUUUACAGGCAGCACAUCUUGUAAAUAAAUGCGUGAUGAAUACUGUCAAAAAUCCAAUCAGUUGUUUACCAAAGAGCGUAUGAUUUUAUUUUAGUCUUGAUUUGCAGUGUAAAUAUCCUCCAAAAUAAAAGGUGUGAACUCACAUUGA